AUGAGACCUGGGGGCAAACUUAGGACAGGUAUGGAAAGUGACUUAAAGCACUUCAUUGUCUUGGGGCCUGGUGAUGGGAGGCUAAGUGGUGGAGAUGGGUGGAGAGCCAUAGGCAAGGGGGAGGAUGCAUGGCGAAGCCUGCAGGUGGAGGUGGCGGAACAGCAGAGGAAGGUGUCGGUGAAGGCUUUUAGAAGGCUACCAGGACACACCAUCCUUCCUCAAGUGGGCCUCCAGUGGUUUGUUGAUGAUAAGGUGCUGCAGCAACUCUGUGAUGCUGCUUGGGGUGGCCUUGGGGCCUCACCACACAAAGGAGGGGACUCUGGUCUAGACACCAGCUUCACCAUUCCUAAAGAGGACAGAGAGCAGCUGCUAACCAAAGCUCAGAGGAACAAGUACAAGUAUCACCCACUUAGGAAAGCCUCCCGCACACUUUCAGAAGUCGACAGACUGAAGGAAGAGAAGGAGGCCAAGCGAGCACAUUUGGAUGGGAGACAUGACUACUUAUUUGCAAUCAUAGCUUCCUGCUUGGACUUGAGCAAAACUGAUGUGGAGGAUGCCAUCCUUGAAGGGAACCAGAUUGAAAGAAUUGAUCAACUUUUUGCUGUUGGAGGUCUCCGCCAUCUCAUGUUUUACUAUCAGGACGUGGAGGCAGCAGAAACAGGACAAUUUGAUUCUCCAGGAGGGAUAAGUCUUGUUUCUGGAAAGAUGAAAAAACCCAAGGUGUUUGUGACCGAAGGAAAAGAUGUGGCUCUGACAGGAGCCUGUGUGUUCUUCAUCAGGACUGACCCCGCCAGAGCCAUAACCGUUGAGAACAUCCAUCGGGAAGUGAGCUUCAACAUGCUAGACACGGCUGAUGGAGGCUUACUGAAUAGCAUGAAGCGUCUGCUGUCGGAUAUCUUCAUCCCAGCUCUCAGGGCAAACAGCCAUGGCUGGGGUGAGCUUGCAGGUCUCCAGGAAGCACCCAGCCUUCAGCAAGAGUUCUUGAGCAACCUGGAAGGCUUUGUGAACAUCCUGUCAGGUGCACAGGAAAGUCUGAAGGAAAGAGUGAACCUUCAAAAAUGUGAUGUAUUUGAACUGAAAACCCUGAAGGAACCUGUAGACUACUUGACUCUGGCUAAUAACCCUGAGACUUUGGAAAAAAUAGAGAGUUGUAUGAAAGUAUGGAUCAAACAGGCAGAACAGGUCCUUGCUGAGAACAAUCAGUUGCGGAAGGAGGCAGAUGACCUGGGGCCCCGAGCAGAGCUGGAACACUGGAAAAAAAGACUGUCCAAGUUUAACUACCUUUUGGAUCAGCUGAAGAGCCCUGACGUGAAGGCUGCACUGGCCGUGCUUGCUGCUGCGAAGUCAAAACUUCUGAAGAUUUGGAGGGAGACUGACAUUCGAAUCACUGAUGCAGCCAAUGAAGCAAAGGACAAUGUGAAAUACUUGUACACACUUGAAAAAUGUUGCGACCCUUUGUACAGCAGUGAUCCUAUAUCCAUGAUUGAUGCUAUUCCUACACUUAUAAAUGCAAUUAAAAUGAUCUACAGUAUCUCUCAUUACUAUAACACCUCUGAGAGGAUCACGUCUCUGUUUGUAAAGGUGACCAACCAGAUGAUAUCUGCAUGUAAAGCCUAUAUUACCAACAAUGGAACUGCUUCCAUCUGGAGCCAGCCACAGGAUGUUGUUGUGGAGAAAAUACUCUCUGCAGUUAAACUUAAGCAGGAAUAUCAGCACUACUUUCACAAGACAAAACAAAAACUUAAACAGGAUCCACAUGAAAAACAAUUUGAAUUUAGUGAGAUGUAUAUUUUUGGGAAAUUUGAAACAUUCCACCGACGCCUUGCUAAGAUAAUGGAUAUCUUUACUACCUUCAAGACAUACUCAGUCCUGCAAGAUUCCAAAAUUGAAGGGCUGGAAGACAUGGUCACUAAAUACCAGAGCAUCGUGUUGACCAUAAAGAAAAAGGAAUACGAUUUCUUAGACCAGCGGAAACUAGAUUUUGACCGGGAUUAUGAAGAAUUUUGCAAGCAGACUAAUGACCUUCAUAAUGAGUUGCAGAAGUUCAUGGAUGUUACAUUUGAAAAGAUUCAAAAUACAAAUCAAGCUCUGACUAUGUUAAAGAAAUUCGAAAGAUUGAAUAUACCUAAUCUUGGUAUUGAUGAAAAAUACCAACUUGUCCUCAAGAACUAUGGGGCUGACAUUGAUAUGAUUUCAAAGAUGUACACAAAGCAGAAAUAUGAUCCUCCUUUGGCUCGAGACCAGCCCCCCAUCGCUGGGAAGAUUUUGUGGGCUCGGCAGCUCUUUUACAGGAUUCAGCAGCCCAUGCAGCGGUUCCAGGAGCACCCAGCUGUGCUGGGGACAGUGGAAGCCAAGCCUGUGAUUCGCAGUUACAACAGGAUGGCCAAGGUGCUGCUGGAGUUCGAGGUCCUCUACCACAGGGCGUGGCUUCAUCAAAUUGGAGAGAUUCACAUAGGUCUUGAAGCUUCUUUACUGGUAAAGGCCCCAAGCACAGGGGAAUUGUUCGUAAACUUUGAUCCUCAGUUGUUAACCUUGUUUAGAGAAACAGAGUGCAUGUCACAGAUGGGUCUGGAAGUUUCACCAUUUGCAGCUGCCCUCUUCCAGAAACGGGAUAUAUACAAAAAGAACUUCAGUAACAUGAAGGCCUACCUAACCAAAAGGGUAGCAUUUGAACAGUUAUUUGGUGGAAACACAAAGGCCUUGAGGCUAAGGACCAGCAAGAUGACAAUAGGGCAGAAGCAGGAAGAAAGGGAAAGAAUUGCUGAAUGGGAUGAGAUCAGAGAAGGAAUGGGGACUAGGUUGGAGGACCUGGAGUUGCUGCUUGACAGGGUCAAUGAUUUGAUUGAGUUCCGCAUUGAUGCCAUUCUGGAAGAAAUGUGUGGCCUGCCUCUUUGUCAACUACCCCAAGAGGAGCCACUUACCUGUGAAGAGUUUCUCCAAAUGACAAAGGAUCUUUGUGUAAAAGGUGCUCAGAUUCUACAUUUUAAAAGUUCAUUAGUGGAGGAAGCUGUCAAUGAGCUAAUAGAUAUGUUGCUGGAUGUGGAAGUUUCAUCUAAAGAAAGUGAGAAAGUACUCAAUGAGAAUAGUGUUGAUUCAAAACUCGCAAGUUCAGCUAAAAGAGAAGAAGAAAAUUUUGAUACUUUGACAUCUUCUUUUAAUGCCGGGACUGGUUUCCUGCCUUUGACAAUGAUAGCAAGAAAGAAGAAAGAGAUUGAGAUGUUAGAGGAGGAAGCCUGCGAAAUGCUCUCUCAUUUCAAUCAUCAAAACAUAGAUGCGCUUCUGAAAGUUACAAGGAAUACACUAGAAGCCAUUCGCAAACGUAUCCAGUCCUCCCACACAAUUAACUUCCGGGACAGUAACAGUGCAUCUAAGAUGAAGCAGAGCAGUCUGCCCAUUUUCCGGGCGAACGUCACUCUGGUCAUUCCCAACAUCACCAUGGUCCCUGUUCUGGAAGACAUACAGCAGGCACUGAACAAAGCUGUGGAGUGCAUCAUCAAUGUCCCCAAGGGGGUCAGACAGUGGGGCACUGAGCUGUUGUAUAAGAAAAAGAUGCAUGAAAGAAACAUGGCUGCUUUAGAGAAUAAUGAAGACAGUGAUUCUGAUGCUGAUAUAGGAGAACAUGAACUUCAAGAUACCUUUGAGAUAGCAUCUGUAAACUUACCUAUUCCUGUGCAAACCAAGAACUAUUAUAAGAAUGUUUCUGAGAACAAAGAGAUUGUAAAAUUAGUCUCUGUGCUUAGCACAAUCAUCAACUCCACCAAAAAGGAAGUUAUUACAUCCAUGGAUUGCUUCAAAUGCUACAAUCACAUUUGGCAAAAAGAGAAAGAAGAAACUAUUAUGACAUUUAUCAUGAAAAACCCCUUACUUUCUGAAUUUGAAUCCCAGAUUCUUUACUUCCAAAACCUACAGCAGGAAAUUAAUGCUGAACCUGAAUAUAUCUGUGUGGGUUCCAUUGCUCUGUACACAGCUGACUUGAAGUUUGCUUUGAGUGCUGAGACAAAGGCCUGGAUGGUUGUCAUUGGCCGCCACUGUCACAAAAAGUACAGAAGUGAGAUGGAAAACAUUUUUACACUUGUUGAAGAAUUCAGUAAGAAACUGAAUCGUCAGAUCAAAGACCUAGAUGACAUUCGGAUUGCCAUGGCUACCCUGAAGGAAAUCAGGGAGCAGCAGAUCCCUAUUGACUUGCAAGUAGGACCCAUUGAGGAGUCUUAUGCCUUGCUUAACAAAUAUGGACUUCUGAUAGCAAAAGAAGAGAUGGACAAAGUUGACACACUGCAUUAUGCUUGGGAGAAGUUGUUGGCCCGGGCCAGCGAAGUUCAGAAUGAACUAGUCUCACUGCAGCCCAGCUUCAGGAAAGAGCUUAUUGGUGCCGUGGAGGUCUUCCUCCAGGACUGCCACCAGUUUUAUCUGGACUAUGAUUCGAAUGGACCAAUGGCUAGCGACUUGAAACCCCAGGAAGCCAGUGACAGACUUCUCAUGUUCCAGAAUCAAUUUGAUAAUAUCUAUCGGAAAUACAUCACCUACACAGGAGGAGAGGAGCUUUUUGGCCUGCCAGUCACACAGUAUCCCCAGCUUCUUGAAAUAAAGAAGCAAUUAAAUCUUCUGCAGAAAAUAUACUCCUUGUACAACAAUGUCAUAGAGACCGUGAAUAGUUACCAUGAUAUCCUUUGGUCAGAAGUGAACAUUGAAAAAAUCAACAACGAACUCCUAGAAUUUCAGAACAGGUGUCGGAAGCUGCCCCGGGCCUUGAAGGACUGGCAGGCUUUUUUGGACCUGAAGAAAACCAUUGAUGAUUUCAGCGAGUGCUGCCCACUGCUGGAGUACAUGUCCAGUAAAGCCAUGAUGGAGAGACACUGGGAGAGGAUAGCCACUCUCACUGGGCACAGUCUAGAUGUGGGGAAUGAAACCUUCAAGUUGAGAAAUAUCAUGGAGGCACCUCUUCUGAAAUACAAGGAGGAAAUAGAGGACAUCUGUAUCAGUGCAGUGAAAGAGAGAGACAUUGAACAAAAGCUCAAGCAAGUAAUUAAUGAGUGGGACAACAAAACAUUCGCAUUUGGCAGCUUUAAAACCCGUGGAGAACUCCUCUUGCGAGGAGAUAGUACAUCGGAAAUCAUCGCCAACAUGGAGGACAGCUUGAUGUUGCUGGGGUCUCUCCUGAGCAAUAGGUACAACAUGCCAUUCAAAGCCCAGAUUCAAAAGUGGGUGCAGUAUCUUUCCAACUCUACAGACAUCAUCGAGAACUGGAUGAUGGUGCAGAACUUGUGGAUUUAUUUAGAAGCUGUCUUUGUGGGAGGAGACAUUGCCAAGCAACUGCCUAAGGAGGCCAAGCGCUUUUCCAAUAUAGAUAAAUCCUGGGUGAAGAUCAUGACGCGGGCACAUGAAAUGCCAAACGUGGUUCAGUGUUGCGUUGGAGAUGAGACCAUGGGGCAGCUCUUACCACACUUGCUGGACCAGUUGGAAAUAUGCCAGAAAUCCCUUACUGGAUACUUGGAGAAAAAACGGCUUUGCUUUCCUCGGUUCUUCUUUGUUUCGGAUCCUGCCCUUCUGGAGAUUCUGGGGCAGGCGUCUGACUCCCACACCAUACAAGCCCAUUUGCUGAAUGUGUUUGACAAUAUUAAAACUGUCAAGUUCCAUGAAAAGAUCUAUGAUCGAAUUCUGUCAAUUUCCUCUCGAGAGGGUGAGACAAUUGAAUUGGCUAAACCUGUGAUGGCAGAAGGCAAUGUGGAAGUUUGGCUUAAUUCUCUCCUGGAGGAAUCUCAGUCCUCAUUACAUCUUGUGAUUCGCCAGGCAGCUGCAAAUAUUCAAGAAACAGGUUUCCAACUGAUUGAAUUUCUUUCUUCUUUCCCUGCUCAGGUGGGAUUAUUAGGAAUUCAAAUGAUAUGGACACGGGAUUCAGAAGAAGCCCUUAGAAAUGCCAAGUUGGAUAAAAAAGUCAUGCAGAAAACCAACCAGUCUUUCCUGGAGCUUCUAAACACACUGAUAGCCAUCACAACGAAGGACUUGACUUCUGUGGAGCGGGUGAAAUAUGAGACUUUGAUUACCAUUCACGUGCACCAAAGAGAUAUCUUCGAUGACCUGUGUCACAUGCAUAUCAAGAGCCCUAUGGACUUUGAGUGGCUGAAGCAGUGCAGAUUUUAUUUUAAUGAAGAUUCUGACAAGAUGAUGAUUCACAUCACAGAUGUGGCUUUCAUAUACCAGAAUGAAUUUCUAGGCUGCACUGACAGGCUUGUCAUAACUCCACUCACAGACAGGUGUUAUAUCACAUUGGCACAAGCUCUGGGGAUGAGCAUGGGAGGAGCCCCUGCAGGACCUGCAGGAACAGGCAAAACGGAAACCACCAAAGAUAUGGGGCGAUGUCUUGGGAAGUACGUCGUGGUUUUCAAUUGUUCAGAUCAGAUGGAUUUCCGAGGGCUUGGACGGAUUUUUAAAGGACUGGCACAGUCUGGAUCCUGGGGUUGUUUUGAUGAGUUUAACCGUAUCGAUCUACCAGUUCUUUCGGUUGCAGCCCAGCAAAUUUCCAUUAUUUUGACAUGUAAAAAGGAGCGUAAAAAAUCUUUCAUUUUUACUGAUGGAGAUAAUGUGACUAUGAACCCUGAGUUUGGGCUUUUUCUCACCAUGAAUCCUGGCUAUGCCGGGCGGCAGGAACUUCCUGAAAACUUGAAGAUUAACUUCCGCUCGGUGGCCAUGAUGGUCCCUGACCGUCAGAUUAUCAUAAGGGUGAAGCUGGCGAGCUGUGGUUUCAUUGACAACAUUGUUUUGGCCAGGAAGUUUUUCACACUCUACAAGCUGUGCGAGGAGCAGCUUUCUAAGCAGGUACACUAUGACUUUGGUCUGCGUAACAUUCUGUCAGUUCUGCGGACGUUGGGUGCCUCUAAACGAGCCAACCCUACAGAUACGGAAUCGACGAUUGUCAUGCGUGUGCUGCGAGAUAUGAAUCUUUCCAAACUGAUUGAUGAGGACGAGCCCUUAUUUUUGAGUUUGAUUGAAGAUCUCUUCCCAAAUAUUCUCCUGGACAAGGCAGGCUACCCUGAAUUGGAAUCAGCAAUUAGUAGACAGGUUGAAGAAGCUGGUUUAAUCGACCAUCCCCCUUGGAAACUGAAAGUCAUCCAGCUAUUCGAAACACAGAGGGUGAGGCAUGGAAUGAUGACCCUGGGGCCCAGUGGAGCAGGGAAAACCACAUGCAUCCACACCUUGAUGAGAGCCAUGACAGAUUGUGGAAAACCACACCGGGAAAUGAGGAUGAAUCCCAAAGCAAUUACUGCCCCACAGAUGUUUGGUCGGCUUGAUGUGGCCACAAAUGAUUGGACUGAUGGGAUAUUUUCUACCCUUUGGAGGAAAACAUUGAGAGCUAAGAAAGGGGACCAUAUCUGGAUAGUCCUUGAUGGUCCAGUUGAUGCUAUCUGGAUUGAAAACCUGAACUCGGUUUUGGAUGAUAACAAAACUCUGACUCUUGCCAAUGGUGAUCGGAUUCCCAUGGCUCCAAACUGCAAGAUUGUUUUCGAACCGCAUAACAUCGACAAUGCUUCUCCUGCUACUGUCUCAAGAAAUGGAAUGGUUUUUAUGAGUUCAUCUAUCCUUGACUGGAGUCCUAUUCUUGAGGGUUUUCUUAAGAAACGAUCACCUCAAGAAGCUGAAGUUCUUCGCCAGCUCUACACCCAGUCUUUCCCAGACCUGUUCCGCUUCAGUGUUCAGAAUUUAGAAUACAAGAUGGAGGUGCUCGAGGCCUUUGUCAUCACGCAAAGCAUAAACAUGCUUCAAGGCCUGAUCCCUCCCAAGGAGCAAGGCGUGGAGCCUGGGCCGGAGCACUUGGGGAGGCUGUACGUCUUCGCCCUCAUGUGGAGCAUCGGGGCGGCGCUGGAGCUGGAUGGCAGGCAGCGGCUGGAACACUGGCUGCGCUCCCGGCCCGCGGGCAUGCUGGACCUGCCAACCACAGCUGGCUCCCAGGACUCUGCCUUCGACUACUACGUGGGCCCCGAUGGUAAUUGGAUGCACUGGAACACCUGUACCCAGGAAUAUGUGUAUCCAGCUACUACCAUCCCAGACUAUGGCUCUAUCCUGGUGCCGAAUGUGGACAAUGUGAGGACUGACUUUCUGAUUAGAACCAUCGCUAAGCAGGGCAAGGCUGUUCUGUUAAUUGGUGAACAAGGAACAGCCAAGACGGUUAUAAUCAAAGGAUUUAUGUCAAAAUACGACCCUGAAAGUCACGUAAUCAAGAGUAUGAACUUUUCUUCUGCAACCACCCCACUGAUGUUUCAGAGGACUAUAGAGAGCUAUGUGGAUAAACGCAUGGGCACAACAUAUGGCCCUCCUGCAGGAAAGAAGAUGACCAUUUUUAUUGAUGAUGUGAACAUGCCAAUAAUCAAUGAAUGGGGAGAUCAGGUUACUAAUGAGAUAGUACGGCAGCUGAUGGAGCACAGUGGAUUCUAUAACCUAGAGAAGCCUGGAGAAUUUUCCAGCAUUGUGGAUGUCCAGUUUUUGGCAGCCAUGAUUCACCCUGGGGGUGGACGCAAUGACAUCCCCCAAAGACUCAAGAGGCAGUUUUCCAUAUUCAACUGCACGUUGCCCUCUGACGCUUCCAUGGACAAGAUCUUUGGUGUGAUUGGGGUAGGCUACUACUGCAUCCAGAGAGGUUUCUCAGAGGAAGUGAGAGAUUCAGUGAGAAAAUUGGUGCCCCUGACACGUCGCCUAUGGCAGAUGACCAAGAUUAAAAUGCUCCCUACCCCUGCAAAAUUCCAUUAUGUGUUUAACCUUCGAGAUAUUUCUAGGAUCUGGCAGGGCAUGCUAAACACUACAUCAGAGGUCAUCAAGGAGCCAGAUGAACUGCUGAAGCUGUGGAAGCACGAAUGUAAACGUGUCAUAGCUGAUCGUUUCACGGUGUCCGAUGAUGUGACCUGGUUUGAUAAGGCUUUAGUAAGUCUUGUAGAGGAGGAGUUUGGUGAAGAUAAAAAACUCUUGGUGGAUUGUGGAACUGAUGCUUAUUUUGUGGAUUUCUUGAGAGAUGCACCUGAAGCUACAGGUGAACCAUCCGAGGAGGCUGAUGCUGACAUGCCCAAAAUUUACGAGCCCAUUGAAUCUUUUAAUCAUCUAAAGGAGCGUUUAAACAUGUUCCUGCAGCUUUAUAACGAGAGCGUCCGCGGUGCCGGCAUGGACCUCGUGUUCUUUGCAGAUGCGAUGGUUCACUUAGUCAAGAUCUCUCGCAUCAUUCGUACUCCUCGAGGAAAUGCCCUCCUGGUCGGAGUGGGUGGAUCAGGAAAGCAGAGCCUGACAAGGUUGGCUUCAUUCAUUGCUGGCUACACUUCCUUCCAGAUCACUCUGACAAGAUCCUACAACACAUCCAAUCUGAUGGAAGAUCUAAAGGUUUUGUAUAGAACAGCCGGUCAGCAAGGAAAAGGAAUCACUUUUGUUUUCACAGAUAAUGAGAUUAAAGAUGAGUCAUUUUUGGAAUAUAUGAACAACGUUUUAUCAUCGGGUGAGGUCUCUAACCUAUUUGCUCGUGAUGAAAUUGAUGAAAUUAUUAGUGACCUGAUGUCAGUCAUGAAAAAAGAAUACCCCCGGCGCCCUCCCACCAACGAGAACCUCUACGACUACUUUAUGGGCCGCGUCCGGCAGCACCUUCACACUGUGCUCUGCUUUUCACCCGUCGGGGAGAAAUUUCGAAAUCGCGCUUUGAAGUUCCCCGCCCUUAUUUCUGGAUGCACUAUUGACUGGUUCAGCCGAUGGCCUAAGGACGCCUUAGUUGCUGUGUCUGAGCACUUCCUCUCUUCCUAUGAGAUUGACUGCAGUUUGGAAACCAAGGAGAAGGUGGUUCAGUGCAUGGGCUCCUUCCAGGAUGGGGUCGCUGAAAAGUGUGUUGAUUAUUUCCAGAGAUUCCGACGUUCCACCCACGUGACACCCAAAUCGUACCUUUCCUUUAUUCAGGGUUAUAAGUUCAUCUAUGGUGAAAAGCAUGAGGAAGUACAGACACUGGCCAACAGAAUGAAUACUGGCUUGGAAAAGCUAAAAGAAGCUUCAGAAUCUGUUGCUGCUCUGAGCAAAGAACUGGAGGUAAAAGAAAAGGAACUGCAAGUGGCCAACGAUAAGGCGGACACGGUCCUGAAAGAAGUGACCAUGAAAGCACAGGCUGCUGAAAAGGUCAAGGCUGAAGUGCAGAAGGUGAAGGACAAAGCUGAGGCCAUUGUAGACAGCAUCUCUAAAGAUAAAGCCAUUGCUGAAGAGAAACUAGAGGCUGCAAAACCAGCAUUAGAAGAAGCAGAGGCAGCCUUGCAGACCAUCAAGCCUUCUGACAUUGCGACUGUCCGCACGCUGGGGCGACCCCCUCACCUCAUCAUGCGGAUCAUGGAUUGUGUGCUGUUGCUGUUUCAAAGAAAAGUCAAUGCAGUGAAAAUUGACCUGGAAAAAAGCUGUACCAUCCCAUCCUGGCAGGAGUCCUUAAAACUGAUGACAGCAGGGAACUUUUUACAGAACUUACAGCAAUUCCCCAAAGACACAAUCAACGAAGAGGUGAUAGAGUUUUUAAAUCCUUACUUUGAAAUGGCUGACUAUAACAUCGAAACUGCUAAACGUGUGUGUGGGAAUGUCGCUGGUCUUUGUUCCUGGACAAAAGCCAUGGCUUCCUUCUUCUCUAUAAACAAAGAGGUGCUGCCCCUAAAGGCUAACUUGGUGGUGCAGGAGAAUCGCUAUGUCCUGGCCAUGCAGGAUCUGCAGAAGGCCCAGGCCGAGCUGGACGACAAGCAAGCAGAGCUUGAUGUGGUACAGGCCGAGUAUGAACAGGCCAUGACGGAAAAGCAGACCUUGCUUGAAGAUGCUGAGCGGUGCAGACACAAGAUGCAGACGGCUUCCACGCUCAUUAGUGGCUUGGCAGGUGAAAAAGAGAGAUGGACUGAGCAAAGCAAAGAGUUCGCUGCACAAACAAAAAGACUUGUGGGGGAUGUAUUGUUGGCUACAGCUUUCCUAUCUUAUUCUGGUCCAUUUAACCAAGAGUUUCGUGAUCUGCUAUUAAAUGAUUGGAAGAAAGAAAUGAAAGCCCGGAAAAUCCCAUUUGGAAACAACAUAAAUCUCAAUGAAAUGUUGAUCGAUGCUCCCACUAUUAGUGAAUGGAACCUCCAAGGUUUGCCAAAUGAUGACCUGUCCAUUCAGAAUGGCAUUAUUGUCACAAAGGCAUCUCGCUAUCCUUUGCUCAUUGAUCCACAGACUCAAGGCAAACUCUGGAUUAAGAAUAAAGAAAGCCACAAUGAACUCCAGAUCACAUCCCUAAAUCACAAGUACUUUAGAAAUCACCUGGAAGACAGCCUUUCUCUUGGGAGGCCGUUGCUUAUUGAAGAUGUUGGAGAGGAACUAGAUCCAGCUUUGGAUAAUGUUUUGGAAAGAAACUUCAUUAAAACUGGGUCUACCUUUAAGGUGAAAGUUGGUGACAAAGAAGUAGAUGUCAUGGAUGGCUUCAGACUCUACAUUACGACGAAGCUGCCCAAUCCUGCUUACACCCCUGAAGUAAGUGCCCACACCUCCAUCAUUGACUUCACGGUCACCAUGAAAGGUCUAGAAGACCAGUUACUGGGGAGAGUCAUUCUCACAGAGAAGCAGGAAUUGGAGAAAGAAAGAACUCAUCUUAUGGAAGACGUAACUGCAAACAAAAGGAGGAUGAAGGAGCUGGAAGAUAAUUUGCUUUGCCGCCUGACGAGUACUCAGGGGUCUCUGGUAGAAGAUGAGAGUCUCAUUGUUGUGCUGAGUAACACAAAAAAGACAGCCGAGGAGGUGACACAGAAGCUGGAAAUUUCUGCUGAGACAGAAAUUCAAAUUAACUCAGCCCGGGAGGAAUACAGACCUGUUGCUACACGGGGCAGCAUCCUCUACUUUCUCAUCACUGAGAUGCGCUUGGUUAAUGAGAUGUAUCAGACAUCGCUCCGCCAGUUUCUGGGCUUGUUUGACCUUUCCUUAGCCAGGUCUGUCAAGAGCCCAAUUACAAGCAAGAGGAUCGCUAAUAUCAUCGAGCACAUGACCUUCGAGGUUUAUAAGUAUGCUGCCCGAGGGUUGUACGAGGAGCACAAAUUCCUGUUCACCUUGCUGCUCACCCUGAAGAUCGACAUGCAGAGGGGCAGAGUCAAGCAUGAAGAGUUCCUCACUCUUAUUAAAGGUGGUGCUUCACUGGACCUCAAAGCUUGCCCUCCUAAACCAGCGAAAUGGAUUCUGGACAUGACAUGGUUGAAUUUGGUGGAACUUAGCAAACUUAGACAGUUUUCAGAUGUCCUUGACCAGAUAUCAAGAAAUGAGAAAAUGUGGAAAAAUUGGUUCGAUAAGGAAAACCCUGAGGAGGAACCUCUUCCAAAUGCUUAUGAUAAAUCUCUUGACUGCUUCCGACGUCUUCUCCUUAUUAGAUCCUGGUGUCCUGACAGAACUAUCGCCCAGGCCCGCAAGUACAUCAUGGACUCUAUGGGAGAGAAUUAUGCAGAAGGAGUUAUCCUGGAUCUGGAAAAGACGUGGGAGGAAUCUGAUCCACGCACGCCACUCAUCUGUCUCCUGUCCAUGGGCUCAGACCCCACGGAUUCCAUCAUCGCCUUAGGGAAGAGACUGAAACUAGAAACCCGCUAUGUGUCCAUGGGCCAGGGUCAGGAGGUCCACGCUCGCAAGCUCUUGCAGCAAACAAUGGCCAAUGGAGGUUGGGCCCUUCUGCAGAACUGCCAUCUGGGACUUGAUUUCAUGGAUGAGCUAAUGGACACAGUUACAGAAACUGAGAUUGUACAUGAUGCUUUCCGCCUGUGGAUGACCACAGAGGUGCACAAGCAGUUUCCCAUCACACUCCUUCAGAUGUCCAUUAGGUUUGCCAACGAGCCUCCACAGGGCCUCCGGGCAGGACUGAAAAGAACAUAUGGCGGGGUGAGCCAAGACCUGCUGGACGUGAGCACCGGGGCGCAGUGGAAGCCCAUGCUCUACGCCGUGGCUUUCUUGCAUUCCACUGUCCAAGAGAGGCGCAAGUUCGGUCCCCUGGGGUGGAAUAUCCCCUAUGAAUUUAAUCAAGCGGACUUUAAUGCCACUGUGCAGUUCAUCCAAAACCACUUAGAUGACAUGGACAUCAAGAAGGGUGUCUCCUGGACCACAGUCCGCUACAUGAUAGGAGAGAUUCAAUAUGGAGGUAGAGUCACUGAUGACUAUGAUAAGAGAUUGUUGAACACUUUUGCUAAGGUUUGGUUCAGUGAAAGCAUGUUUGGACCAGAUUUCAGCUUUUAUCAAGGAUACAAUAUCCCAAAAUGCAGCACAGUGGAGACCUAUCUUCAAUAUAUUCAGAGCCUGCCUGCCUAUGACAGCCCCGAGGUGUUCGGGCUGCACCCCAAUGCUGACAUCACCUAUCAGAGCAAGCUGGCCAAGGAUGUGCUGGACUCUAUCCUGGGCAUCCAGCCCAAGGACAGCUCUGGAGGAGGGGAUGAAACCCGGGAAGCUGUGGUGGCCCGGCUGGCCGAUGACAUGCUGGAGAAACUGCCCCCAGACUAUGGCCCAUUUGAAGUAAAAGAGAGGCUGCAAAAGAUGGGACCAUUCCAGCCAAUGAACAUCUUCCUCAGACAGGAGAUAGAAAGGAUGCAGAGAGUACUCAGCCUUGUCCGCAGCACCCUGACUGAGCUCAAACUUGCUAUUGACGGCACCAUCAUCAUGAGUGAAAAUCUACGCGACGCAUUGGAUUGCAUGUUUGAUGCCAGGAUCCCUGCUUGGUGGAAAAAAGCUUCUUGGGUUUCAAGUACACUGGGUUUCUGGUUUACUGAACUUAUAGAAAGGAACUGCCAGUUCACCUCCUGGGUUUUCAAUGAUCGACCCCACUGCUUUUGGAUGACAGGCUUUUUUAACCCCCAAGGAUUUUUAACUGCAAUGCGACAGGAAAUAACUCGGGCCAACAAAGGCUGGGCUCUGGACAAUAUGGUGCUUUGCAAUGAAGUCACCAAAUGGAUGAAGGAUGACAUUUCUGCCCCUCCCACAGAGGGUGUCUAUGUCUAUGGCUUAUAUCUGGAGGGUGCUGGCUGGGACAAGAGGAAUAUGAGACUCACUGAGUCAAAACCAAAAGUGCUCUUUGAGAUGAUGCCUGUUAUAAGAAUUUAUGCAGAAAACAAUACUGCAAGAGACCCUCGGCUUUACUCCUGUCCCAUCUACAAGAAGCCGGUUCGAACAGACUUGAAUUUCAUUGCUGCUGUGGACCUCAGGACAACACAGUCCCCUGAACACUGGGUGCUCCGUGGGGUCGCUCUCCUCUGUGAUGUCAAGUAAAGUGGGGAGCAAACCCCACCCCAUCCUCUGGGAAGUGCAGGAUCCAAAUGAUGGUGUGUUUCCCCAUGAGGCUCCUGCAAUGAAUGAGCUGAGGGUGUUGUAGCACUCCUUGGUGUGAUGUUUAAUUGCAUUUGACCUGUUUCAUCACUGCUGACCGGCUCUCCGUGUUUGUUGAAAAAGCUAUAUAGUGAUUAAAAGGAAAAUUUACAAUUUCUUAAUGAAGCGUGGCCUUCAAAUCUACAGUAAUGCAUUUUCUUCUUCAAUGGUAAAGGCUGAUUAGGUUAAGCAGACAGUAUUUCCCUUGAAGGGAUUUUCUUCUGUUGACGCGGUUCCAGUAACAGCCGAGUUCUCUGAAGUAACACGGCAAAUUUGUGCUGAUUCUGCUUCUUGCCUUCUGCAUUUAGGUCAGCUUAAGAGUUUUUUCCCAAGGUUUUAAGCAGCCAAUUAAAAAGACCUCUUAAGAAAAAGAAGGAAAUAGAAUGGGUUAAGAAUAUGAAUAGGUAAUUUAUGCAAACCCGUAGAAUAAAUAUAUAGAAUAAUAUUCAGUCCAACUUCUAAGAAAUAAUGAGAUACUAACUGAUAUCUUUUAUAACAAAAAAUUCAGGCAAAAGUGAAUCAGUGUGGUGUCUAUGAGACUAACACCCUCAGAAAUUGCUAGAGCAAUGUAUAUUGCUGGACUUAACCUUUUUUUGUGAAAUAGCAGACCUAUAGAGAAAGAGUCAUACAAUUUUUCAUAUGCUUUGAUAUUCAUUUCUUUACACCAAUGAAACAAUGUAAAAUCAUAUGUAAUACAGAGAAGAACAAAAAUAGGAGAUGCCCUAGUGCUCAGUAGGAACGUUAUGCUUAAGGAAGUUAGGGGUAUUAGGCAGCCGGGAAAAACAAUACUAACAAUCUUAUAAUGUAGAAAUAGUAAAUACUGUACAAUAUUGGUGAUUUCAUAAUGUAGAAAUGGUAAGCACCACGAUACUAGAGAUCUCAUGAUAUGGAAAGAGGAAGCACAUACAACACCGAAGAUCUGAUAAUGGGGAAAUGGUAAAUGCAUGUGGUACUGAAGGCUUCGUGAUAUGGGAAGGGUAAACACACACUGUUAGGUGAAAGAUACCAUUUCAAAAAUAUUGAAUAUGUUGUGUUUAUAACUAAAAUACAUUUACAUAGGAACAAGGAUUAGUUAAUAGCAUGAAAAUAAUAAAACCAGGCUUCAUAGCAUGAUAACGAUUACAGUUAGAAUUGGCUUUUAAAAAUACAGUGAUUGGGAACCAGCAGUUAGCAUAAUGGCUAUGUCGC
This is a messenger RNA of Tupaia belangeri chinensis (Chinese tree shrew), 15528 nucleotides long. It is a transcript of the gene DNAH5, whose product is annotated as dynein axonemal heavy chain 5. Gene Ontology annotation, biological process: microtubule-based movement. Gene Ontology annotation, cellular component: axonemal dynein complex. The coding region runs from base 1 to 14244 and encodes 4747 amino acids. The record is from RefSeq and is a predicted model, not a curated record. Gene Ontology annotation, molecular function: minus-end-directed microtubule motor activity; ATP binding; dynein light intermediate chain binding. The transcript is spliced from 83 exons. NCBI's taxonomy places the organism in Eukaryota, Metazoa, Chordata, Mammalia, Scandentia, Tupaiidae.